CUUCUCAGCCCACGCUGCACCGGAUGAAGCGCGACCGUGCGUCUAGCGAAGAAGAGGCGGAAGCAGGGAAAGCCGCUGUGGAGCGAAGAGCGGGCGGGAGAGGAGGACGAGCUUCAGAGCCAGCUGUAGACGGAUCUAACACUCCUGGACUUCGGGUGCACGAAUGGGGCCUCAACCCUUUGUUUUGGAUUUACGGCCCUGGAGCCACCCGGCGAGUGAGCGGAGGCAGAGGUGAAAGCGGCCCGAUUUCCAGAUCCUGCCAUCACGCGUCGUGCUCGCGGCUCGCGGGUUCCAAGCCUUAUUUCAUAGAGAGCUACGUGAAGCUGCUCAUAAGAGAUGUGCACGGGCUGGGAACCCUAGGGGGUAUCGACGACUCGCACGUGUUGCACGGCAACAAGGCCAUCCACCGAGUAGAGGUUUCGGGCGUGGUGGUGCACGUCAAGCCCGGUGCGACCAAGGCCUCCGGCAGCUUCGUGAAGUACAUACUCGACGACGGGACCGGGCUCAUGCCGUGUACGCAGUACGAGCGGCACGCCGGCACCGGGGCCACGCACCGCGGGCACUCCGAGAGGCACGAGCUGGGCGAGCUGCUGGUCGUGCAGGGAAAGCUCAAGCGCUACAGAGGGGCGCGAGAGGUGGCCAUCACCUCGGCAAGCAAGCCCACGGACCCCAACCAGGAGACCUUGCACUGGUUGCGCUGCGUCGAGCUCGGUGAAACGGUCUACCGCUCUCCGUUCCAGCGCGACGACUACAUCGACGAGGAGCUCGUGGCCGGAUCGAGCCAGGCCAGGCCAACGCAGUGCGGCUGCGGCGCCGCGUACGCGGAAGCCGUCGGGUACUGCCGCUGCGUGGCGGCGCCCCUGGCGCUCGACCCGGCCUUCGAGUUCCGAGACGCGCUGCUCGCCCGCCUGGCGGUCAAGGAAGAAAGCCUCGCGGGUCCCGACGAACACCUCCGCUUCCAGUUUGCGCGAGACGUGAGAGACGACCCUUCCCUGAAAACCGUUGCCGCCCGGGUCGUGGCAGCAGCAGCAGCAGCAGCAGCGCGGUCGGGUACUAGUGAGGGGCAGCGGCCGGCCAAGGCUGGGGCGGCGGCGGCGGCGGCACCGCAAGGGGUCAUGCAGCAGGCGAAGGUGCUCGAGCUCUUGAGGGCGGUCAUGUCCAGCCUGCACAGGGACGGCGCCCUGCACUUCCUGGACAGGGCCAGGGACGUCUACGUGCUCGUGUCUCGCGGUCGGGUGUUGCAGCCCGCGGUGGAGGAGGCGUGCCGCCGGCGGCGGCUGGGGUUGUCUCAGGAGAACGAGAUCAUCCGGGCCCUGCAGGGGUCGGCCCUGCUGCACCACGUGCCAGGGGCGCGCAUACGGGCGUGCGUGCACCUCAUGAAGCAGGCGGGUAGAUCGGCGCAGCAGCAGCAGCAGCAGCAGAAGCCGGGGAGCCCGUGAAACCCUGGUAGUUGCUUUGGUCCUUUUGGUCUGCUGCCUUGGUUGGAGUUCUUAUUUUAUUGGGAAGGAGGAUACGACGUCUUCAGAGCUAGUUUUGUAGGUCGUGCAGGAUGAUACGGGAGGGGCCGUAUACACUCUCAUCAUCAUGUUGCCUUCUGGAGAACAACGGGGUGCAAAUCUGCCGGUUGCAAGCACCAUGGCAUUUUUCUCUCGCUUCCUUUUAUUAUCCCAUCCAGUGCCUCCUCGCCUAGAGACUACACAGCAGAACGAGGGCUCUCCAAUUCCCAACCCUUGCGGAAUCCCUGCAUAACUAUGUAAGGAUUUUAUUACUUGCUGGCUCGCCGUGCUACACAACUAUGCCUGCACUCGUACCCGGCGUAGACUAGCGACAAGCUGUAUGCCAAGCAUCACGCUCCACCCAUCACUGACGGGGCGGCAUGUAUCCCCGCCCGCCCUUCCCAACAUUUGU
Ectocarpus sp. CCAP 1310/34 is the source of this 1908-nucleotide messenger RNA. The record is from the annotation of a GenBank genome assembly. Lineage: Eukaryota; Phaeophyceae; Ectocarpales; Ectocarpaceae.